AUGUGUGGGUUCUAUGAGGAGGAUGGGGGCUUGGUGUGUGUAGCUGUGGAGGGGAGGAUGUGUGGGUUCUAUGAGGAGGAUGGGGGCUUGGGUCGUCAUGUCAAGACAGGGCAACUUGCGGCCAUCAAGGUCAUGGAUGUCACCGGGAGUGAACAGAUGACCUUCCAGACUCCAGCGACUAAUCCCGACCAAGUCUCUUCUUUCUUCCUGCUUGACCAGCUCCAAUCAGAUCAGUCCCCCUCCACCUGCCUCUUCCUGAAGUGGGAGGAGCCUAACUUUAAUGGGGCAGAUAUAACAUCUUACAUCAUCAGUCUGGACGAUCAACUCAUUACCGUGGAAACAGGAACCAGUCACCUGAUCACUGACCUUCAGCCAGACAGCCAGUACAGUGUGCGGAUCCAAGCGGUGAAUGUGAUUGGCUGUGGCCCGUUGAGCCCACCUCUGGUGGCUAGGACACGCCCCCUCCCUCCGGCCCCUCCUCAUUUGGAAUGUUCGGCUGCCGGCCCCCAGAGCCUGAAACUGAAGUGGGGGGAGAACGCUGCACACACACACACCCGCGCCCUGCUCUCCAAUGACAUGUUCUACACACUACAGAUGGAAGAUAAGAACCACAGGUUUGUGUGUAUCUACAGAGGUCCCAGUCAUACUUACAAAGUGCAGCGCCUGACCGAGUCCACCAGUUACCGGUUCAGGAUCCAGGCAUGUAGUGACGCAGGGGAGGGACCUUUCUCAGACACACAUACCUUCUCUACCACCAAGACUGUACCCUCCGCACUCAAAGCUCCCAGAGUGCAACAGCUGGAAGGGAAUGUGUGUGAGGUCACCUGGGAGACCAUUCCACCAAUGAGAGGUGACCGUGUCAACUACAUCCUGCAGGUGCUGGUUGGACGAGAGUCAGAGUACAAACAGGUGUUUAAGGGAGAAGAGAGUGCCUUCCAAAUCACCGGGCUCCAAGGCAACACCGACUACCGUUUCCGUGUGUGCGCCUGCCGCCGUUGCCAGGAUACCAACCAGGAACUCUGUGGCCCUCAAAGCCCCUCCUCCCCGUUCACCCUGCGCCGCCAGGAGCAACAGUGCCUGGGGGAGACCAGCGCCGUGGAGACGGUGAAAGGGGCGGGGAUAAUAUCCAGUGAUGAGCGCUUUGCGGCGGUCGUGGUGUGUGUGUUCGCCGGUGUCUCCAUCCUCAUGGCCUGCCUGCUACAAUACUUCUUCAUGAAGUGAGGGAAUGAAUCGGCAACAGGAUAGAAAAGAGAAAAGAAAAAGAGCAUCUACUAAAGAAAGGAAAGAAAACAAACACUUGAGAAUCAAGUGCAGGAUAGAAAGAGGAAAAAACCGAGAGAGGAA
Messenger RNA from Oncorhynchus kisutch (coho salmon), 1344 nucleotides. Its product is annotated as fibronectin type III domain-containing protein 3B. Lineage: Eukaryota; Metazoa; Chordata; Actinopteri; Salmoniformes; Salmonidae. The record is from RefSeq and is a predicted model, not a curated record. Gene Ontology annotation, molecular function: protein binding.